AUGAAGCUCUCUCCUGCUUUCUUGAUCGCAUCCUUGGUUGGCAGCGCGUAUGGAACGCCGACAGCCCGUAGCCUAGUGGUGCACGAGACGAGGGAGAGCGUCCCAGCGUCCUUCAAGGAGGUUGGCCCUGCGCCGCCGGACACGGUGCUUAACCUGCGCCUCGCCCUCGUGCAAGGCAACUUUUCUGCACUCGAGAAGGCGCUGAUGGACGUCAGCACGCCCGACAGCCCACUGUACGGCCAACACCUGAGCAAAGAGGAGGUCGCGGCGCUUGUCGCUCCGAAGCCAGAAACCGUGGCUGCGGUCAAUACGUGGCUGUCGGAGAACGGUAUCCAGGCGUCCAAGGCGUCCUUUGCGGGCGACUGGCUCAAGUUUAGCAUCCCAGUCAGCAAGGCGAACGCGUUGCUUGGCACCACAUUCUCCGUGUUCAACCAUACCGCGUCUGGUCGGACGUCCAUCCGCACACUUAACUACUCCAUUCCCGCAGACCUGAAAGGUCACAUCGAUCUGAUUCAUCCUACUAUCGCCUUCACCCAGUCUAUCGGUGCACCGAAGCUCGCGUUUACUCCCCGCAAAGACGUACAGGCGCGCGCACUCAACGUAACUUCGGACGCGGUACCCGCGUCUUGCGCGACAACCACCACGCCAACUUGUCUACAAGCGCUAUAUGGGAUUCCAACUACUCCGGGGCCAGUGAAAACUAACAACACAUGUUGUGUGAGCGGGUACAUUGAGCAGUGGGCUAACGAGCAAGACCUCCGCACGUUCUUAACGAACCUGAGUCCGGACAUCAAUCCAGCGACAACGUUCGACUUGUUCACUAUCAACGGUGGCACGAACCCACAAGGGCUGUCGCAGGCUGGGAUCGAGGCGGACUUGGAUAUCCAAUACACCGUCGGUCUUGCCCCUGGCGUCACAGUCCUCUUCGUCUCAGUUGGGCCCGAUAACGCCGACGGGGACGACGCGGGAUUCCUUGAUACCAUUAUCUCUGCAUUGGGCUGCCAAACGCCGCCGACCGUCCUCUCGACGAGCUACGGCGGAAACGAAGACGAACUCCCCGUGAACCUUUACCAGAAUCUCUGCAAUGCGUACGCGCAGCUUGGUGCGCGCGGGACCUCUAUCUUAUUCUCCUCCGGGGAUGGCGGCGUGUCUGGAAACCAGGCCGAGCAGUGUACCACCUUCGUCCCCACCUUCCCGUCUGGCUGUCCCUUCGUAACCUCCGUCGGUGCGACGACUGGCAUUGGGCCCGAGGUCGCCGCAAGCUUCUCGAGCGGCGGCUUCUCAAACGUCUUCCCGACGCCGUCAUACCAAGCCGCCGCAGUAUCCCAGUACCUGAACGGGCUAGGCAACACAAAUGCGGGGCGCUUCAACCCGAGCGGGCGCGGGUUCCCGGACAUCGCCGCGCAAGGCGCGAAUAUAGAGAUCGUGUUCCAGGAGCAGUUCGGCACCGUCGACGGCACGAGCGCGUCGACGCCGAUCGUGGCGAGCAUCAUCGCGCUGCUGAACGACCUGCUGGCGGCGCAGGGCCGGCCGCCGCUCGGGUUCUUGAACCCGUUCUUGUACAGCGUGCAGGGGGCGGCGGCGUUCACGGACGUGACGAUCGGGAGCAACCCCGGGUGCAACACGAAUGGCUUCCCGGCGCGUCCGGGGUGGGAUCCGGUAACUGGUCUGGGUACGCCGAACUUUGCAAAGCUCCGGUCGGUAAUUGGCGUUUGA
This is a messenger RNA of Trametes versicolor FP-101664 SS1, 1716 nucleotides long. Its product is annotated as family S53 protease. The transcript is spliced from 8 exons. NCBI's taxonomy places the organism in Eukaryota, Fungi, Basidiomycota, Agaricomycetes, Polyporales, Polyporaceae. The record is from RefSeq and is a predicted model, not a curated record. Gene Ontology annotation, biological process: proteolysis. Bases 1 to 1716 code for a protein of 571 amino acids. Gene Ontology annotation, molecular function: tripeptidyl-peptidase activity; serine-type endopeptidase activity.